Cicer arietinum (chickpea) is the source of this 1567-nucleotide messenger RNA. Its product is annotated as CBL-interacting serine/threonine-protein kinase 6. The record is from RefSeq and is marked provisional. Lineage: Eukaryota; Viridiplantae; Streptophyta; Magnoliopsida; Fabales; Fabaceae. Gene Ontology annotation, biological process: signal transduction; protein phosphorylation. Gene Ontology annotation, molecular function: protein serine/threonine kinase activity; ATP binding.
AUAAUCGGCGGCAGAAAUUGUCACCGAAAACACGUCGAAGACGGUUGAUCUCAAUCUCAUCAUUUCUAUUUCCCAAAAUACCCCUUACAUCUUUCUUCAUCUACUCUACUACUAUUACUUUAGUUUGUAAAUAUUAGCCAAGCCAUUAAGCCAAGCCAUGAGUGAAAAAGAAAAGGAUUCAAAUUCUAAUUCAAAUUCUCAUUCGGGUCUUCUAGAUGGAAAAUACGAGCUGGGUCGAGUUCUGGGUCACGGAACAUUCGCGAAGGUUUAUCACGCUAAAAAUUUAAACACAGGAAAAAGCGUUGCGAUGAAAGUGGUUGGAAAAGAGAAAGUAAUAAAAGUUGGAAUGAUGGAACAAAUCAAAAGAGAAAUAUCCGUUAUGAAAAUGGUGAAACACCCAAACAUCGUUCAACUUCAUGAAGUCAUGGCUUCAAAAUCAAAGAUCUAUAUAGCCAUGGAACUCGUUCGUGGCGGCGAGCUUUUCAACAAAGUAGUUAAAGGCCGUCUUAAAGAAGAUCUCGCUAGGGUUUAUUUUCAGCAGUUAAUCUCAGCCGUUGAUUUCUGUCACAGUCGUGGUGUUUACCACCGCGAUCUUAAACCGGAAAAUCUUCUCCUCGACGAAGAAGGUAAUCUCAAAGUCUCUGAUUUUGGACUCUGUACUUUCUCUGAACAUUUGAGACAAGAUGGACUCUUGCAUACUACUUGUGGUACUCCGGCGUAUGUUUCCCCGGAGGUUAUAGCCAAAAAAGGCUACGACGGUGCUAAAGCUGAUAUUUGGUCUUGUGGUGUUAUUCUUUAUGUUCUUCUCGCUGGUUUUUUACCUUUUCAAGAUGAUAAUUUGGUUGCUAUGUAUAAGAAGAUUUAUAGAGGUGAUUUCAAAUGUCCACCUUGGUUUUCUUUGGAAGCUAGAAGGCUUAUUACAAAGCUUCUAGAUCCCAAUCCGAAUACAAGAAUCACUAUAUCCAAGAUUAUGGAAUCUUCUUGGUUUAAGAAACCGGUUCCCAAGAACAUGGCAAUUAGGAGGAAGGAGAAGGAGGAGGAGGAAGAGAAGGGGUUUCAUUUGGAGUGUGAAAAUGAUAAAUUUAAGCAACAACCUACCACGAUGAAUGCUUUUCAUAUUAUAUCUUUAUCGGAAGGUUUUGAUUUGUCUCCAUUGUUUGAGGAGAAGAAGAGGGAGGAGAGGGAGGAGAUGAGGUUUGCUACGGCGGGGACUCCGAGCAGAGUGAUAUCCAAAUUGGAACAAGUUGCCAAAGCUGUCAAGUUUGAUGUCAAGAGUAGUGAUAUGAAGGUCAGGCUGCAAGGACAGGAAAGAGGUAGGAAAGGGAAAUUGGCUAUUGCCGCGGAUAUUUACGCCGUGACGCCGUCGUUUUUGGUGGUCGAGGUCAAGAAAGAUAAAGGUGAUACUUUGGAGUAUAAUCAGUUCUGUAGUAAAGAGCUUCGUCCUGCUUUGAAAGAUAUUUUCUGGACUUCUACUGAGCCACCAGCUGCUUGAAAUUCACCUCCUUCACUAAUUGUUGUUUAGAAGGAGGAGCUUCAUGUUAUUAUUAAGACAUGAGUUUGAGAUUUG